AUGAGUUCCCGAGCUUCAAGAUGUGCACGGCAAGGAAAGCGAAUGCUAGUAUAUUUUCAGGCAGACAAUGCAACUGCCAUAAUGAAAACUAGCGAGGCAAAAUCAGUUGUCAGUGGAGGCAAACUUGAAGAGGGGGCAUUGGUGUUGGUCGAAUUUGACAAGAUCGAUUUCGAAGGCUUAGUGGUUAAACUUCAUGGUAAGUAAAGUAUUUAAUUUAAUAAUAGCGGCAACAAGGUUUUAGUAUUUAUAUGAUCUUGAAGUAUCAGCUUCUAUUUGCUUAAUAAGAUAAUUUGUUUACUCUUUUUAAUAGACGAUCCAUGUGUGCUGAGCGAGUACGAAACCGAAUUUUUCGAGUCAAACAGGCAGAUGAACAAGGAAAACCGUGAACCUGCGGCCAAGCGAGCAAAGAUCAAUAAACAAACACAACCGGCAGCGACGAUGAAUUCCGAAGAAAACAUGGUGAGGUUUUAUAUAUCGUGGUAAAACAUAACGACAGUGUUACGGGCAGUUUUGUAAGGGAAAAUUUUAUAUACAUUUAUAAAUAGACCCAUUACAACUCGCACGAUGUGUGAAGUAAUUAAAUCUGGAGGUGUUCGUUACCAUGGCACAGCUGAGCCAGGUGUAGGUUCUGUUGACAGACGCAUGUGUACAAAUUGCGUUAAUGAGCAAGCUGAUUUGAUAUUCUAUACCUCUCGAACCUCUAAUAUUAAUAUUUAAAAAUGCAAAUAGUUAAAAUCUAACAAUUAUUAAAUGAAUAUAUAAUGAAGUUAGAUGUCAACACUAACAGAUCGUUUUCAUCUGACGUCACGACGGCCAUAUUGGUGUACCAAAACAAUGAAAUGGCGGCCAUAUUGGUGUACGGUGAUCGCUAGAUAGUAUACUUCAAAAUAAGGUUUCCGUUUUUAUAACGUAGAAAAAACUAUCCUAACGCAAAACUAAACCCUAAUCCUAAUACUAAUACUAACCCUCACCCUAACCCUAACCUAACCCUAACCUAAACCCUAACCUAACCCUAACUUAUUUUAAUUAUUUUAAAAAUUGAUAUUAAUACGGAAACCUUAUUUUGAAGUAUACUAUCUAGCAAUUGCCAUUGGUGUACGGUAUGGGAAUUAGCUCUUUCUUAUUCAAAUAUUUCGUAUUGUUUCACCACCCCACUGGGGCCACCGAUCACGUGAGUGAAAACGAUCUAUACCAAUGGCAAAGGCUGUAUAUGCGCUAUAUCGCGCCAAAUUCAAUUGCGCGAACAAGUAUGGCUGACAUGGUGCGUUUGUGUAAUGCACGACCAAACUAACAUCACACUCGAUUUGUUUGCAAUGAAGCAAUGUCAUCGAUUAUUUGCUAGAACUCUUGAUCCAAAGACAAAUUGGUACGCAUUCAAUGACUCUUUGCACGGCUAUACCAACCGAAUCGAAACCAGCAACAGAAUAUUGCGUUCAAGAAAUUGGCGGGAGAUAUGUUCGCCGGAUAACUCAAGCUCGAAGGUGUUUGCGAUUCCAGUCUCGCACCAUUCAAUUGGUCCGAUUCUGGUACAAGCAAUGGCGCUAACGGAAAAAAGCAACUUGAUUCAAAAUUGCUUAGCCAAGGGCCAUUCACGCAUAUCCAACGCAUAGUUAGUGCAAUCGCAAUUGAUAUAUAUAUAUACAUAUAUAUAAGCGCUAUAGUUUACAACAGUCCUGAGAAAUUACAACCAUGGUCCAACGGCAACGUGUUGGUAAGUUGGUUUGACAAAAACUGGCAGCGAAUUUGAUAAGACAGUUUAUACUUUACAUUUAUUUUACAAUACUCGCCUAUAUUGCUAUUUUUAUGUUUAUUCACUCUGUAAUCCAAAUCGGUUUCUGUAUUCUGUGUCCUCACACAUAUGCCAACCCAAAUCCCUGCUGUCGAGUCCAUGAAGGACGAAAUGCCGCAUACAUGGAUACUGAAUUUUACAGACACAAUUAUCUCAUUUUAUGUCACAAUUAAUAGUCCCUAAAUGCUGGAUCAAAAAGUAUAGUGUGAAAUAUGAUGUGAUGGCCUGGUGUUGUUGGCACAAUGUAUGACUAAAAGUUAUGUUGUAUAUUUGAUGAAACUAAGGAUAACAAAUGAAAAACAACGGCUUGUUAUUUGCAUAAAUGUGAACCUAUAUAAGAAAAUAAGUACAUGUGUAGAUUUAUGAAACAUAAAAUUGGAGAGGCGUGUAUUAAAAUUGUAACGGAAAAAUAUAUCCUAUCCUGAGGUGUAAAAAAAUAUGAUCCGAUCCUAAGGGUAUGAUCACGCUGUACUAAAAAGCUUGUAUUUGGAGCCGGGCAUGUAAAAAUAAACGAGAGAAUUAUAAUUAUUACUAGGACACCAAUUACUCAAUAUGCCGUACUCAGUCAAUUAUAUAGAUGUAUAGCUACAUGUAUAACUACUGAUAUAAGUAUAAGUAGCUAUAUUCAGCAUUCACGGCUAACAAAUUGGUUUUUAUAUUGCAUGUAUCCAAGCAUGUAUUGUGCUAGACCUAUAUACUAGUACUACAGCAUAACUACCGUAUUUUACGACUCGUGUUUUUUAUGCGCAUAUAUUCUCUCAGUAUAAAAGAAAUAUGUGCCAUAUUUUGCUGGCAGGUUAUGAAGAUGUGCCAUCUUUACUUAACCAGUGGAAGCUAUGUAGAACGUCUUCAAAUUAUUAAAAUGAAAACAUAUAUUAUUUGGUAUACAGUGUAUACUGUAUAAUACAGUAGAGCUAUAGCUACUUCACAUAUCGUUUGACAUUUGACAAUCGCAACGGGGUAUUUUAUUCUGCGAGUUAUUUUAGUAUCAAUUUUAUAAUCAUUUGGCCCCCUUGUGAACAACCUUGUAAUCAAAUAUCAUUGCGUUAUGCAUGAAAAAUAAUAUUCAACUUCUCCCUCACAUCAUUUUUGCUUGAUUGAUGACAGUCUAUGGUGUUCUGCAGUUGCAGGCAAAGUGUUGGCGAGGCCUAAACUCACAGCGUGAUCCGCACUAUAUAAGUGCGGUUCACGCUGUGAUUUUUUUCGUGCGGGUUGUAAUGAACCAGGAACAGUUGCGAAAAAUGCAACUACAGGUUCCUGGCAGGAAUCGAACCUGUGUCCCUGCGAUCCCGGGGCAGUGCUCUAACCAACUGAGCUGCUGAGUCCCGUUGCUGAGCUCUAACCACAAGUUCAUGUAUAUAUAACUAUUAGGGUACUGCCAUGUUAGCCAAGUUACCCCUAGCAUUUUCCCUUUGACCAUAAAAUUGUGUUGACCAGUAAUAUCAUCAUAGCAUUGUUACAUGAUGGUCUACGAAUCCCAGACAAUUUUAAGUGUGUACUCUUCCUAAUGUUUCUAAUUGCAUUUAUGACUUAGACUAUUCUCCAUAUCAAGAAGUUGGGUUCUUGCAACUGGGCCUUUUUAAUGAGUACCUAGUCAUGUAUAAACUAUAUAUAUACUGAUUAUUAAACUACCUGCUAAUAUGUCUUACACUCAAGCGAGUUCUAAAACAUUGAGUGGUAAUGUGCCCAACUUCAUAGACAGAUUUUCGGGGGGGGGGGGAGUUCAGGGGAGUGCUACACCCUUCCCUCCAAAAAAAUUUCACACACACCCCCCACAAACUUAAAUAGUCUACUCCAAUGUGCAGAAUGUUGAUGUUACAAAAUCAACAUAUUGGGUACACUCGAACAGAAAAACUGCAAAACUGUGAAACUAAUUGCUCCUUGCUUGCAUGCAUUGGUUUAUUGGAGCAAUUGUAAAGUUUUGAAACUUUAUUAUCUCCCCUGAAUAGAGUUUGCAGUGCCUUGUGAUGCCAAUAGCUUGCACGCAAGGAACCUUUGGAAUUUUUACGAACAUUAUUUAUAUCUUUUAGGAAAAGGAAAUAGACUUUCCUAGAUUUAAUCUUUACACCCCAAAUAUUAUUUACAUCAAAGUUGCAUCAUAAAUUGUACUCAAAUUCAAACAACACAAUGUCAAUGACUUUAUAAAAGUAAAAGCGUAUUUUCUAUUGGCCUAUUGGGUUUACACUUUUACAGGUUCAUUCAACUUUAAGUCUUAAACUCUAUAUAAUAUUUUAUAUAUAUAUAUAUAUAUAGAGAGAGAGAGUUAAAGACUUAAAGUUAAAUGAACCCUUAAGAUUAAUGUUUCACAGUGCUACUGCAUGCUGCACCAUUGCAAUUAUGUGUAAAAUCGCAAUUAAUGAUUUUCUUUUCAAUUUAGAUUGAACAACAAAUGACUCCGCUUAGAACCCAAAGCUCUAACCAGCAACACACAGAAACAGGGAAACAAAAAAAGACAAAAGAAAUAACGGUGAGAUUUAUAUUGACAAUAAUUGACUAA
Messenger RNA from Paramuricea clavata, 4286 nucleotides. Lineage: Eukaryota; Metazoa; Cnidaria; Anthozoa; Malacalcyonacea; Plexauridae. The record is from the annotation of a GenBank genome assembly.